UUAACUUUCGUUCCCUGCUUCUGACUGAGUUCAUUCUGUAUUCAUUCUUUAUUAGUUUGUGACUUAUUUGCUCAUAAACAUGGCUACUGCAGAGUCGUUCUAUGAUUUCACGGUUAAGAAGCUGACAGGAGAGGAGAUGAAGUUGUCCUGUUUACAGGGUAACGUGGUGCUCAUCGAGAACGUGGCGUCUCUCUGAGGAACAACAACGAGGGAUUACACCCAGAUGAACGAUCUCCAUGAGCGCUUUUCGGCGCAGGGACUCGUGAUUCUGGGGGUUCCCUGCAACCAGUUUGGCCAUCAGGAAAACUGUAAAAACGAAGAGAUCCUGGUGUCUUUGAAAUAUAUCCGUCCCGGAAAUGGCUUUGAGCCAAAAUUCCAGCUCUUGGAGAAGGUCAACGUGAAUGGGAAAGACGCUCACCCACUGUUUGUCUUCCUCAAGGAGAAACUUCCUUUCCCAAGCGAUGAACCGACAGCUUUAAUGGAAGACCCAAAAUGCAUCAUCUGGAGUCCUGUGUGCAGAAACGACAUCUCCUGGAACUUUGAGAAGUUCCUUAUUGGCCCAGAUGGUGUCCCAUUCAAGCGUUACAGCAGAAGAUACCUGACCUGUGACCUUGAGGGAGACAUAAAGAAGCUUCUGGCCAUUGCCAAAUAAAUUGCCUCUUGUAGUACGGUCUUUCAUAGCUGGUUGUGCCAUGCUGUGCACGAUGCUGCUGUGUUGGGACUCUUACUUUAUGACGAUGCUCUUUUAAACAUUGUGAAGAGCUGUCCGAUGCUCUGUAAAUGUCCCAACUUUUACACAGUUGCAUAGAGCUCAUGUAUGGCACAACGAGCCCUUUUGUCGACCAAUAAAUGUUAUUUUUUAAGCCUU
This is a messenger RNA of Tachysurus vachellii, 868 nucleotides long. It is a transcript of the gene gpx1b, whose product is annotated as glutathione peroxidase 1b. The transcript is spliced from 2 exons. Gene Ontology annotation, biological process: hydrogen peroxide catabolic process; response to hydrogen peroxide; response to selenium ion. Gene Ontology annotation, molecular function: glutathione peroxidase activity. Lineage: Eukaryota; Metazoa; Chordata; Actinopteri; Siluriformes; Bagridae. The record is from RefSeq and is a predicted model, not a curated record. Gene Ontology annotation, cellular component: mitochondrion; cytosol.